AUGACAGAAGUACGUGAAAUACCAUCCGGAACGUAUAAUCUAAAAUUUGGCGAAUCAUUCCAUGAACGAGGAGAAAAACCUAUCUAUCAUACACUUCAAUUUGAUUUCAAGCCAAAAUCAUUAGCCGGAGAAAAAGAAACAUUCAUAGUAUUUGGUGGAAAUGGUGAUGUACAGGUAGCAGUACCAGGUGAAGGUGAUGCUUUAACGGUAUUUAAAGGAGCACAAAAGCCAGUGAAAGGGGAGAAAGAAUGUUUGUUGUUUUUUGAUCACUUGACCGGUGAGAUGAGAAUUGAAAAGCUUUCAUCUAUAAUGUCUGUAAAGAAAACAAGGGGUAACGAAGAUAGUGCUUCGGUAAGAUUACGAUCCGAAAUUGAACGAUUACGGAAAGAAAGUGGCGAAAAGUCAGAUGAUGAAAUGGAUGAUACUAAGAGUUCAAGUGGUUCAUCCGCCGUAUCAUCUGAAUCGGGUGAUUCAGAUUCAGAAUGUGACGACGGAGAUAGGAAAUCAGCAUCUGUGGUAUCAAAAAGUAUGCGCAGUAGUGAUGAUUCUAGAAGUAGGAGUAGUGAUACUGGUGAUGAUGACGAUUUACAAGAAGCGUUGGAACAACAACUACGUUCACAAUCAAUGCCAGCAAUUGAAGAAACAAAACAAAAACAAAUCAAAUCUUAUCCUCCACCACCGUUUCCGGUUAAUAGUAAUACGAAGAAAUUAUUGCAUGAUGAUUUACAGCUAAGUGAAAGUUCGGAUGAAGAUUAA
Molecule: messenger RNA, 756 nt
Organism: Brugia malayi
Lineage: Eukaryota; Metazoa; Nematoda; Chromadorea; Rhabditida; Onchocercidae
Gene: Bma-eaf-1
Product: testosterone regulated apoptosis inducer and tumor suppressor, putative
Exons: 6
Coding region: 1-756 (251 amino acids)
Biological process (GO): positive regulation of DNA-templated transcription; regulation of transcription elongation by RNA polymerase II
Cellular component (GO): super elongation complex
Molecular function (GO): transcription elongation factor activity
Source: RefSeq, a predicted model, not a curated record